UAAAUUGGUAUGUUACUUAUAUGUUCCCUUUCCACUGGCAGUGCACUGAGUGCACAACCAUCAUGACGUCACACUAGUCUACUAUCACAGUCGUUCUGUCACUACUGUCAGCGGUGUCAGCGCCGUACUGUGAUUAGUGAUAUCGAAUUUCGGAUUUCGGAGUGGCAUAACAUCGACAAUACUUCGACGUAAACGGCACGUCCUGUCUUUUUGGACACUCUUGGAGAGAUUCAUUGGAGCUCUAUUGAGGGUCCAGAAAUUCGUGACACUCUCAAUUUGUCCUGUCACAAAUCAAAUAUUACUCUGUGUGUAGAGUGGCGAGUGAUACGGAAUCGAGGGAAAUCGCGCGGAUCGCGCGUACAGGUUAAUGCGUUCGUUUAGGGCGAGUCUCGGUUGACGGAUACAGAGAUGUCAUUCAAAAUCGGACAACGCGUCGAGGUUCCCGUGAAGGAAUGCCAAGGCGUGAUUGCUUACAUCGGUUAUCCGGCGUUUGCGUCGGGCAAAUGGAUUGGCGUGGUACUCGACGAACCGAAGGGAAAGAACAACGGCAGCGUCAAGGGGCAGGUGUACUUUAAGUGUGCAGAGAAUCAUGGCAUGUUUGCACGCCAAACACAACUUAUUCUGUUGGACGAGGCUGGCAACAGAACUGAGCCAGUUAGCCCAUCAUCUGCAGGCAGUAAUGCCACGACACCUGAUGAUAGCGCCGCUAGAGCCAGGAGUCGAUUAAAUAGCAUUAGUAUGCGUCGAAGGAAUGAGCCUACAGCUGUACGGAGAAAAACAUCUCCUGCGAAUGUUACUCGCCAGCAAACUGACAAACUUUCUGGUUCUCGAUUAUCCUUAUCUGGAAGCAGAACAUUAUUAAGUGCCCCAAGUACAGAAAGCCUAACUGGAUCAUUGCACGAACGUAGAGACGGCGGCGAGUCAUUAAUCCCAGCACCAACAUCGACUUCAAAGCGUGCCUCAUUUGUUGAGAAGUCCCCUAGCACGAGCUCGCCUCCCGGCAAAAAGCCAAAGGCCCAAGAUGAUCAAAAUAAUACAGGUUUUGUAGAAACUUUGAAACCGCAAUUCGUACCCGGUCAAGUCAUGGCAGGUUCAGCAGCGGCUGCAAACUUAGUAGAAGAAAAAUUGUCACACUUGCAACUUGUGCAAGAAAACGAUAAUUUAAAAUCUCAGGUACGUGAUCUCACUGAGAAAGUAGAAACGUUGCGUGUAAAACGAAUGCAAGACAAGGAAAGGAUAAAAGAUUUCGAAAAAACGAAACUUCAAGUUGAACAGCUUCUUGAAUUUAAGGCCAAAGUUAUGGAAAGUCAAGCAAGCCUUCAAAGAGAACUUCAACGAGCUCGACAAGAAGCCAGAGAAGCUCAUGUGGCAAGGGAACAAUAUCAAGAAGAAAUGUCUGAUCUUGCAGAAACAGUAGAAAUGGCUACAUUAGAUAAAGAGAUGGCAGAAGAGAAGGCUGAAACUCUCCAAAUCGAGUUAGAGCAACUUAAGGAAAAAUUGGAGGAACAAACAUUAGAUCUAGAGAUAUUACGCACAGAAAUGUCUGAACGGGCAGCUGGCGGUGGAUCAAUUACGGGAACUUCCAGCUACGAAGUAAAGCAAUUGGAACAACAAAAUAAUAGGUUGCGUGAAACGCUCGUGAAAAUGCGCGAUUUAUCGGCGCACGAGAAACACGAAUUCCAAAAACUGCAAAAGGAUAUGGAUCAAAAAAAAUCUGAGAUCUUGGAAUUAGGUCGCACGAAAGAGAAGUUGUCGGCGCGGGUCGAAGAAAUGGAACAUCAGAUAGCAGAUCUACAAGAACAAGUCGAUGCAGCGUUAGGAGCUGAAGAAAUGGUCGAGGUAUUAGGCGAGAGGAAAAUGGCGUUGGAAGAAAAAGUGGCUGAAUUGGAAGAGGCUGUUGCAGAUUUGGAAGCUCUGCAAGAUAUGUCGGACCAACUGGCCGAAUCGUCCAAAGAAUUAGAGCUGGAACUUCGCGAGGAAUUGGAUCUUGCACUUGGAGCAGCGCGCGACGCCCAACGACAUCGGGACGCCGCGCUGGAGACGUUGGCGGAUCGUGAAUUAACUAUUACGAAGUUCCGUGAACUUACGCAUCAGUUACAGGAACAAUGUUUGCAGUUGCAGCAACGAGUUCAGUCAACGGAAUCAACCAAAACUAACGUUCGAGGUGCGGACCAACAACUUGCGGAAAUAUUAGACUUCCAGAAGACAUUUGCUGAGACCCGAGCGCAAACUAAAGCGGUCGAUCUUGAAUUGCGUCGCUUAGACGCCGAGGAGGCGCGAAACCAUGUGUGCUAUUUGCUGUCUUUCAUGCCUCCUGCAUUUUUGACUCGCGGUGGAGAUCAUGAUGCAAUAUUGACGCUCUUAUUAAUACCGAGGAUGACACAAAAAACGGAGAUAUUGAUUUCGCAAGUUCGAGAAAAGUACAGAUCGAUUGAAAAGAUAGACAGAACUUCUGUAAUGAGAGGUCACUCGGUAGCGCAAUAUUCGUUCAGAUCUCGUUUGUGCUCGCAUAUGUAUGCUUUACAAACCACCUUGGGUUGCUUUGAGUCAGCUUUAAACUCAUGCAAUUCGGAAAUGUUACUUAAAGCGGGAGCGGCUUAUCCGGAAAUGGCGGCGCAAGAAAAGUCUUUGGAUUCACUGAUAGAGCUGGCUAAGAGAGAUCAAUUGGACGAGAAUUUGCCGAUGGACGCGAUCGAGAAGUGUUGCGGAUACUUCGCCACAAUGUUCUCUGUGCUUUUCGGCGAAAGUAUAGCUGUCAAUCAGGCACGCUUAAUCGUGAAUGGCACGAGAACUUUGGGCAAUACAUGCGAUGCCAUAGCUACUGAUGCUGCAGCUAUCAAAGUAUUAAUACACGGAGAAGGUGCUGAUAUAGGUAAACUUUGUCAACAUGUUGAAACGACAUGCGAGGUAAUCCAGCAGCAUUUGAAAUCAGCUAGAAGACGAGUACCACGUGAUCACGCUGGUCCAGCAUUUUCUGUAGGCGCCAAUUUAGGAUUAGAUAAAGAUUGCAACGAACAAUUUUCUACAUGUUAUCAACACGGUGUGAAGAUUACGAAGACACUUCAGUAUCUAUUGAAGAGUGCCUUGCAUGCUAUUACUGAAAAUGGCGAUUUAGACACGGGAUUACCGGCCGAUAAAUUGAAGGAGAUGGCUGCAACGUCCAGCGAAAGAAUAUACGAUACAGAAGAUCUGGGUCCCGUAGCUACUAUCAAGGCUAGUUUAACGGUAAUACAGCAACUAGCGGCAAAUCUGGCGCAGAAAAUGGCCGAGUGUGAAAAUGAAUUAGCUAUAAGCGGACAAACACAAAGUCAGCAGCAAUCUAAGGAGAGCGAGCAAAUAACGCCAAUUGUGGCUAGAGCGAAUUCUGUUAGGAAGGAGUCGGAAGAAACGAAAAUACUCAGCAGGAAACUCGAAGCAAGGGAUAGUGACAUACGCGAGUCGAGAUUAGCUUUACGAGAGAAGCAAGAAGAAUUAUCUGAAAUGACCCUGCGGAAGGAGUUGGCCGAGAAGCGUUUUGCGACACAACAGCAUGAACACGAAAUGAAUGUCGAGAAGUUGAAGAGAAAAUUAGAAGAGGCGCAAAAUCAAUUAAAACGCAAGGAAAAAGAAUUCGAAGAAACAAUGGAUCAUCUUCAAACCGAUAUCGAUAGCUUAGAAACAGAGAAAGGACAACUGAAGGAAAAGCUGAAGUCGAUUGGCAAGAAAACGAUAUCAGUGUCUGGCACAGACAGCAUGAUGGGAAGCACUUCGAUAACGAGUACUUUGGACAACAAAUAUUAUGUACAGGAGAUAAACGCUCUCAAGCAAGCUUUGAAUAAUGAGCACCAGCAAAAGAAGAAGAUAAUGUGCGCCGUCUUGCGUCAAAAGUUAGAUCGUUUGGAACCGUUGCCAUCGCCGACAAACCUUAAAUCUCUGGAUACAAAAAUUCAAGAAUUGCGAAAGAAGACUACUGAUCUCGUCAAGGAUGUGGAAAAGACUUUGGUAUAUCCAGCAGUUCCUGAUUUAAGGCGUAAAGUGCCCGAAACGUCUUAUCAUUAUUUAUUGGAACGUCAAAGAAACAUUAUGCAAUUGAAAGAACGAGUUGACGAGCUAGUGGCUCAAGUACGUCGCGAGGCUAUCAAACGCACACCAGGUGGAAGAGCGGAAGCGAAUUUCGCCGUGUAUCCGAAUCGCGAGAUGGCGGCAGCAAUGCAAGAACGCAAAUUACUUGCCGCCGAAAUAAAAAUCCCCUACAAUGGCCCGGAACAAUCCUUCUCUGUCAAUGUAGGACCUCAAGAACUUAGGAAAAUUCACACUCUAUUAUAUUAUUAAGAACCCGCAUUGCUUCAUUAUUUAUUUCGUGAUAAAAUAUAUGCUCACAGAAUCCUCACAAUGUGUCGUGCAUAAAAGAGAGACUAUCUUUCUAAUUGUUUCAUGAUAGCAAUUUUUUAUACUAUGUUGCUGUACCCUGUGCUCUAUAAAAAUGAAACGAGAUAAUUAUACAUGUUCUGAAUAACGCGGUAUAUUAACUAGGCUUUUAUACAGAAUUUUGUCACAUAUCGCUGUGAAAAAGGUACAGGGCAGAUCUAGCAAUUCGUAAUUUGCACUUGUGCAAUGUUUAUUUAUUUCCGAUGGGCUACAGUGCGAUGACCGGCGCAUCGCAGCUGGGAGGCUCUUUUUUUCAGUGUUCAUUACGUUUAUAAACGCAAUGUUAUUUAGUAUUAACAAUACGGAAGAAAAAAUCAUGUAUAUAUAUAUAUGCCUUUAAGAAUUGUCAAAUAUAUGGUCUAAAAAUAUUUACAUAAGUGUUUUGUAUGUAUGUACACCCUAAACAGUGAUGGUAUCACAAUAAUAGAAAGUGGUAUGGUCUUGUAGAGUUGUACGCCACCUACCUUGACCAAACAUCAUACACUUUUACUGUUGCUAUAUAUAUUAUACACAACAGCCAAAUCUCGUAAAUCAUUAGCAAGAUUAACAUUUAAUGAAACAGAAAUUUAUAGUACAAUAUUUCAAUUUUUUUUAUUUGUAGAGAUAAAAGGAGCAGUAAACCGUUCAUGUAUUUCCUCAAAUAUUUAUGAAAUAAGGUAUGCCUUAAUUACUGUCACAAUUUUAUUAUACAUACAGACAUGUAU
Molecule: messenger RNA, 5111 nt
Organism: Trachymyrmex cornetzi
Lineage: Eukaryota; Metazoa; Arthropoda; Insecta; Hymenoptera; Formicidae
Gene: DCTN1-p150
Product: dynactin subunit 1
Exons: 20
Coding region: 409-4311 (1300 amino acids)
Source: RefSeq, a predicted model, not a curated record